Molecule: messenger RNA, 3308 nt
Organism: Merops nubicus (carmine bee-eater)
Lineage: Eukaryota; Metazoa; Chordata; Aves; Coraciiformes; Meropidae
Gene: OTOF
Product: otoferlin
Exons: 24
Biological process (GO): synaptic vesicle priming; plasma membrane organization
Cellular component (GO): synaptic vesicle membrane; presynaptic active zone membrane
Molecular function (GO): AP-2 adaptor complex binding; calcium ion binding
Source: RefSeq, a predicted model, not a curated record
AGCACCAGUUCUACCACAAAUGGGCAAUCCUUUCUGACCCUGAGGACCUCACUGCUGGGCUGAAAGGUUACCUGAAGUGUGGGAAAGGGGACAACAUCAAGACACCGCACAAAGCCAACGAGACGGAGGAGGAUGACAUUGAAGGGAACCUCCUCCUCCCAGAUGGGGUCCCUCCGGAGAGGCAGUGGGCUCGUUUCUACAUCAAGAUCUAUCGGGCAGAGGGACUGCCCCGUAUGAACACCAGCAUCAUGGCCAACGUGAAGAAGGCUCUCAUUGGGGAGAACAAGGACUUGGUAGACCCCUACGUGCAGGUGGUCUUUGCAGGGCAGAAGGGGAAGACAUCUGUACAAAAAAGCAGCUACGAGCCUCUCUGGAAUGAGCAAAUAGUCUUCACAGAAAUGUUCCCCCCAUUGUGCAAGAGGAUAAAGAUCCAGAUCCGGGACUCGGACAAAGUCAACGACGUGGCCAUUGGGACCCAUUUCAUUGAUCUGCGGAAGAUCUCCAACGAAGGAGACAAAGGCUUCCUGCCCACCUUUGGUCCCGCGUGGGUGAACAUGUACGGCUCCACUCGCAACUACACCCUGAUGGAUGAGCACCAGGAGCUGAACGAGGGGCUGGGUGAAGGUGUCUCCUUCCGGGCCAGGCUUCUGAUGAGUCUUGCCGUGGAGAUCUUGGACACCACCAACCCGGAGAUCAACAGCUCCACCGAGGUGCAAGUGGAGCAGGCCACAUCCAUUGCUGAUAACUGCACUGGGAAGAUGGAGGAGUUCUUCCUCUUUGGAGCCUUCCUGGAGGCUACCAUGAUCGACAGGAAGAUUGGUGACAAGCCCAUCAACUUCGAAGUCACCAUAGGAAACUAUGGGAACCAGAUCGAUGGCAUGAGCAAACCCAUCCUACGGAGGAAGAAAGAGGGAGCGGAUGGGGAUGAGGAGGAGUCUGAGCUGCUCCAGAACUCGAGCGAGGAUGAAGGUGAUGAGGGUGGAGAGCUGGUCUCUGUUUCUUCCUCUCAACCCAUGAAGCCCCUGGUCACAGACAGGAACUACUUCCACCUGCCCUACUUUGAGAAGAAGCCCUGCAUCUAUAUCAAGAGCUGGUGGCAGGACCAGCGUCGCCGACUGUAUAAUGCCAACAUCAUGGACAAGAUUGCAGACAAGCUGGAGGAAGGGCUCAAUGACGUGCAGGAAAUGAUCAAGACAGAGAAGCCACACCCCGAGCGACGGCUCCGAGGGGUCCUGGAGGAGCUGAGCAGUGGGUGCUUGCGCUUCGUGACGUUGGCUGACAAGGACCAGCACCACUCUUCCCGCACGAGGCUGGACCGGGAGAGGCUCAAGUCCUGCAUGAGGGAGCUGGAGAACAUGGGGCAGCAAGCCACGACCCUCCGGUCCCAGGUGAAGAAGAACACCAUGAAAGACAAGCUGAAGCUGGUGCAAAACUUCCUGCAGAAGCUGAGGUUCUUGGCAGAUGAGCCCCAGCACACCAUUCCUGAUGUUUUCAUCUGGAUGAUGAGCAACAACAAGCGCAUCGCCUACGCCCGCGUCCCCUCCAAGGACAUCCUCUACUCCAUCGUGGAUGAGGAGAUGGGCAAGGACUGCGCCAAGGUGAAGACCAUCUUCCUCAAGCUUCCUGGGAAGAGGGGCUUUGGACCUGCUGGCUGGACAGUUCAGGCCAAGAUGGAGAUGUACUUGUGGCUGGGCCUCAACAAACAGCGCAAAGACUUCUUGAGUGGGCUGCCAUGUGGCUUUGAGGAGAAGAAGACUGCCAGAGGCCAAAACUUGCCAUCCUUCCCACCCAUCAGCCUCCUUUACACCAAGAAGCAGGUUUUCCAGCUGCGAGCCCACAUGUACCAAGCCAGGAGUUUGUUUGCAGCUGACAGCAGUGGCCUUUCGGACCCCUUUGCACGAGUCUUCUUCAUCUCCCAGAGCCAAUGCACCGAGGUUCUCAAUGAGACCCUUUGCCCCACCUGGGACCAGCUGCUGGUCUUUGACAACGUGGAGCUGUACGGAGAAGCCCAUGAGAUGCGAGAUGACCCUCCCAUAAUUGUCAUUGAGAUCUACGACCAGGACACCGUGGGCAAAGCUGACUUCAUGGGCCGCACCUUUGCCAAGCCAGUGGUGAAGAUGUCAGACGAGCACUACUGCCCCCCACGCUUCCCCCCACAGCUGGAGUACUACCAGAUCUACCGGGGCAACUCCACAGCAGGUGACCUGCUGGCUGCCUUCGAGCUGCUCCAGAUUGGUCCUGGGGGCAAGUCAGACCUGCCCCCAAUCGAUGGCCCCACAGACAUGGACCGAGGCCCCAUCCUGCCCGUGCCACUGGGGAUUCGGCCGGUGCUGAGUAAAUACAGAGUGGAGGUCUUGUUUUGGGGGCUGAGGGAUCUGAAGAGAGUGAACCUGGCCCAGGUGGACCGGCCCCGUGUGGACAUCGAGUGUGCUGGGAAGGGGGUCCAGUCAGCUCUCAUCCAGAACUACAAGAAAAACCCCAACUUCAGCACUUUGGUGAAGUGGUUUGAAGUGGACCUCCCAGAGAACGAGCUGCUCCACCCACCCCUGAACAUCCGGGUGGUGGACUGCAGGGCCUUUGGGCGCUACACCCUGGUGGGUUCCCACGCCGUCAGCUCCCUCCGGAAGUUCAUCUACCGCCCACCGGACAAGAAAGCCCAGCACUGGAAUAUGACAGCUAAACACCUCAACGGCUAUCUGGCAAUGGCCAAUGGGACCCGUCGCUCUCGCCCCACAGGGGAGAUCGUUGUCAAUAUGGAACCUGAGGUUCCCAUCAAGAAGAUGGAGACGAUGGUGAAGCUGGAAGCUAACUCCGAGGCGGUGGUGAAGGUGGACGUGACUGAGGAAGAGAAGGAGAAAAAGAAAAAGAAGAAGAAAGGAGGAGGAGGAGGAGGAGGAGAGGAAGUAGAAGAGGAGGAGCCAGACGAGAGCAUGCUGGACUGGUGGUCCAAGUAUUUUGCUUCAAUUGAGACUAUGAAGGAGCAACUCCGGCAGCAGGAAGCAGCCGCAGCAGAAGCAGAGGAGAAGGAAGACAUGGAGCUUGCAGAGGGCUCCAAGGGUCAGACAAAGAGCAAGGAGAAGUCCAAGGCACCCAAAGACGAUAAGAAAAAGAAGCAACAGCCAACCCCUGAGCUUCCUGAGAAGAAGAACAAGCAGAAGAUCGACGAGCUGAAGGUCUUUAACAAAGAGCUGGAAACAGAGUUUGAUAACUUUGAGGACUGGCUGCACACCUUCAACCUGCUCCGUGGGAAGAUUGGGGACAACGAUGACAACGCAACAGAAGAAGAGCGGAUAGUGGGGAGGUUCAAA